This is a messenger RNA of Pieris rapae (cabbage white), 774 nucleotides long. RefSeq names its product globin (gene Glob1). Bases 163 to 681 code for a protein of 172 amino acids. The record is from RefSeq and is a predicted model, not a curated record. Lineage: Eukaryota; Metazoa; Arthropoda; Insecta; Lepidoptera; Pieridae. The transcript is spliced from 4 exons. Gene Ontology annotation, molecular function: oxygen binding; heme binding.
AGAAUUCAGUUCUGUACAUAUCAUCGCCAAUGGCGCACGUUUCAUAUUCCAUAACGUUCUAAUUACGCGGAAAAGUUAAAAAAAAAACGAAUAAUGUAAAAGUUUAUGUACUGUCAAAACUGUGAUGAAAAAAGGAUUUAGUGCUCGUGCGUAAAGUUCAAAAUGGGUGGCUGGUUAAGCUACCUAUGGUGGGGCGGAGAUCCAGAUGUUGCCAACCCGAAAUCAGGUCUAACGAAAAGAGAAAUAUAUGCUGUCCAACAAUCCUGGGCACCUGUUUAUGCUGACUCUAUCACCAACGGAACAGAAUUGUUGAGGAGAUUAUUUCAAGCAUAUCCCGACACAAAAGAGUUCUUUAAAAUGGUUAAAAACUCCUCUGAAGAAGAUUACCCUCAAAACCCCCAGUUCAAGGCUCACGUGAUCAACCUCAUGUCGUCACUUAAUAUGGCGGUCACAAAUCUCAACCAACCGGAAGUGGUGGCCGCCAUGAUGAAUAAAUUAGGCGACUCGCAUGGAAGACGAAAAAUACAGCAGGAACAUUUUCACGACUUAAAAAACGUGAUAGUGAAAAUGUUUAUAGAAGUUCUGAAUUUAGAUGCUUCAACCCUGGGAGCAUGGGGGAAGACAGUAGAGUUCUGGUACAAGCAUAUUUUCGAGACUCUUGGGAAAAUAGAGACAAGAUAACAUGGCUGUUGUUUAGAAUAAGAAUUUAAAUGGUUACAUUUCUACAAUGUAUUAAUCUACAUUUAUAAGGUAUUAUUAAAAUAUAGUAAUUUA